Molecule: messenger RNA, 4990 nt
Organism: Glossina fuscipes
Lineage: Eukaryota; Metazoa; Arthropoda; Insecta; Diptera; Glossinidae
Gene: RanBPM
Product: ran-binding protein 9
Exons: 14
Coding region: 737-4060 (1107 amino acids)
Biological process (GO): cell surface receptor signaling pathway; cytoskeleton organization
Cellular component (GO): cytoplasm
Molecular function (GO): protein binding
Source: RefSeq, a predicted model, not a curated record
AGACAAGUUUCCCUUUUGUUGUUUUUAUUAAAUAAAAAUCGAAAAAUAAUAAACUCAAAAGUGUGCACUUUUUCUUAAUAAACAAAGUAGCAAAAAAAGUUAAACUAAGUGAAAGGAACCAAAAAAUCGUAAUGUUUUGAAUUUUUACUUAUGCUUGGAAAGAACGCAAUAAUUAGAAUUCGCCAAAUAAGGAUAGAAAACUUUGCAAUCAAGUGACAAAAACGAAACAAGAAGUGAACACAAAAUAUAUUAGGCGUCUUUCAAAGUGAAAUUUAAAAACGAUCACAAAGUUAAAGGGACCUGCAAACAUUGUUGAAGAAACAAUUGAAAAAUUGAAAAUUUUUGUAUCAAAAAAUUGAAAAAUGAAUAAUGAAAAUCUUGAACAAAGGAAUAAAGCAAAAGAAAUUACGCAUAAAGAAAAUAAAUUUUAUGGCAAAGUGUGUAUCACUUUGAUAAGUGCAAGAAGUUUGUGCUGUGUUGCGUCUUAUUCGGGGUUUAUUUCACUAUGGACGUUGUUGUUUUUGAAUUUUUGAAUUUUGUUAUUAUUUUUGGUUUUAUUUAGCGAUUCCAAGUACAUUUUGUUAUUACUUUUCGUUUCUACUCGUAAGUUUGUGUAAGAGCGCGAGUGUGUGCAUGAGUAUAUAGUUGCCUGAAAAGGAAUACAAUGAAAAUCUGGGCAUGACUCUACGUUUUCUCUUAUACGACUGUUCGUUGGCUAAUUGCUAAUUAACCGAAAAUGGAAAGUGGAAACGGAAACGAUCAACAUGCAUCACCGUCGUUAGCUUCGGCUAGUAGCAGCAAUAAUAGCAGCAGUAGUAAUAUUUUAGGAAAUCUAGCAUUGUUACCGUUUAUCCAGGCGAAUGAUGAAGAACCUACAAAUGAAAAUGAAUUCAACGAAGAAUUGACGCCUUUGCAGCCGUUUUCGGUCACAUCUAGAGCCGAUUCAGAAGGGCGUCCGAGCGAUGAACAACAGCGAACGGCGGUUAUACCUUUUACUACCACGGCAUCACUUUUAGUUCAGACACCAACUACAUUAUUAGGCCACACUUCUUCUAGUUCUUCCCCCCAGACAACGUUUGCCCCAUUUUUGUUUAAUGUCAGCAACACCGUCAAUUCCAUCGAUCAAUCCAAUCAGGUUAAUUUUUCUUUAGCUUCCACACCGCUUUCGUCAUCUAAUUCAACAUCGACUACAUCCCCAUUGUCGUCAUCGUCAGUUUCUCACAUUUUAGAACCAUCUGGUAUAACACGCCAACAACAACAACAACAACAACAAUCAUUAACGUCAACAUUAGCAUUGCCGCAGAGUCAACAAACAUUUAUUCAUGAGCACUCUCCUUCUCCUUCUCUUACCAUCCAGCAGCAACAGCAUCAUCAAGCUUCAUUACAACCUUCAAUUCCUUCCCUAAGCUUAAACGAAGCAAUCUCCGCUCCGCAGAACCCAGAAAGACCAGUGAUUGCAUCUCGACAAUUUAAUGACGGACAACAACAUUUGAUUGCCGACACUAUCGACGCCUCUGCAAUUGUGCAAUCUAUUGUAGCCAAUGCUAACCGUGAAGAUCAACACCAAGAAAGGCAGCUUGUAGACCCAGAUAGUAUACGUUUGGAUGAUAACUAUAACAACGAUUUCAAUAUCGACUUAAACGCUGUUAAUGAAGUACAACAACAACAGUUGCGGCACAUUUCAUCUCCACCAUUAGAUACUUCCGCUUCAGGUUCUGGUGCUCAUACGAGUAACACCGACUCACCAUCAACAUCACUGCCUUUGUUGUUACAUCAAGAACAACAACAAGCGGAAGAAUCUAAACAAACACCGUCCUAUUCCUCGUCAUCCUCCGCUUACGUGCACCACUACUAUCAACACUACCAUACACCUCCGUCAUUGUACUCAUUACAAUCUCAACAGCAGCAACAAUUCCACCACCGUCAUCAUCAUCAUCACCAUCAUCCCUUUAAUUUACACACACAUUCACACCCACGUCCGCGAUUACCCGCGUACUGCGACUUUAGUGGUACUGUUACAAAUCAAAUCCCAAACAGCACUGAGGCCAUGUUCAGUAACGUUAGCGAAAGUGCUAAUGGCGUUUCUGUUGGCGCAAGUGCCAUCCAUACUAAUGCCGCCAACUCAUCAGGCACCAACAGUGUUCAAAUCGUCGAUCGUUUAAAACUUUUAUACCCGAAUGUUAACGAAGUAGAAACUCCUUUGCCACGCUGUUGGAGUUCUCAUGACAAAUGCGUAACUAUUGGAUUGUCACAGAAUAACUUAAGAGUUCAGUAUAAAGCUGGCGCGGUCGGUGUUGGUAAACCUCAGAACGAGGCUGCUUCAGUACGCACGGCUCAUCCCAUUCCACCGGCAUGCGGUAUAUAUUAUUUUGAGGUUAAAAUUAUAUCGAAAAGUAAAAAUGGUUACAUGGGUAUUGGUUUAACAGCAAAACAGUUUCGCAUGAAUAGAUUACCCGGAUGUGACAAAGAAUCAUAUGGUUACCACGGUGCUGAAGGUAAUUCAUUUUCAUCAGCAGGUCAUGCUCAAUCGUAUGGUCCGACAUUUACCACGGGUGACAUUAUAGGUUGUUGUAUUAACUUUGUGAAUAACACUUGCUUCUACACCAAAAAUGGUAUUGAUUUGGGCAUCGCUUUCCGAGAUUUACCAAGCAAAUUAUAUCCAACGGUUGGUUUACAGGCGCCAGGAGAAGAAGUCGAUGCAAAUUUUGGGCAAGAACCUUUCAAGUUUGAUCAAAUUGAAGAAUUAAUGAAACAAUUGCGGGCCGAUAUGAAAGCUACCAUAUACGAUUUUCCUUUGCCAAGUGAUCACGAUGAUCCUACCACUUUAUUGCAGAAGAUGGUCUCUUCCUAUUUGGUGCAUAAUGGUUACAGUCGAACGGCUGAAGCUUUUUUCCGCACUACCGGGCAAACUAUCCGUGAAGACAUGGCCUCCAUACGCAACCGACAAAAAAUUUUAAAGUUGAUUAUGUCUGGCAAAAUGGGACAAGCGAUUGACCACACCUUACAUUCUUAUCCCGGCCUGUUGGAAAGUAAUAAAAAUCUCUGGUUUAUGCUGAAAUGCAGGCAAUUCAUAGAAAUGAUUAACGGCUCCGAUGUCGAGCACUGCCCUAGUAACAAAACAGCACCUGUUUUAAAAGCAAGUGUUGCCACCACACAUCAUGCAGGUACGACACAAACUGAGAUAUUUGCUUCAAAUCAAUCGGCUGCUUCAUCAGCUGCAACAACAACAGCACCACCUAAUCAAACUUCAGUUAUACAGUCAACAAAAUCUUAUCAAAACGGCAACAGUCGUGAUAUCAGUUCAAAUGGCACCACACAACUACAAAACCAGAGUAAAGAUAAUGGUAAUGAAAAGGAGAAUGAUGAUAGUACGUCAAUAAAUAUGGUAACAAUAACAGAAACUACAAAUAAUGCACAGAACUCAAAACAUACAGCUGUGAUAAAUGCAGAUAAUGAGUUAAAAAAUCAAACUGUUAAAUUUUCCAGUAAUUUAGUUGAUCAACGUUCAACUUCCGGUGGAAUCUCCACAACAAAUGCUAGUAAAUGUAAUGAUAAUGAUUAUAUGAACGAUGUCGAAAUGGAAAGCAAUGGACAUACGACAAAUGGGGAAAUUUGCAAAAACGGUAACCCAAACAAUUUUAACGAUUCUAUUGAUACCGAUGAAGAAAUGGAUGUAGAUAUCGCACCUACUCCUCGAAAAUGUACGAAUGGCAUCGAAAGAAUAUUGGAGUUUGGCAAGGAUUUAUCACAAAUGGGCCAGCAACUAGAAAAGGAAAACAAAAUGACUGAUGAAGAUCGUCAAAUGUUACAAGAUGCAUUUAGCUUAAUUGCUUACUCAAACCCCUGGUCAAGUCCUUUAGGUUGGCAGCUAUGUCCCACAAAACGAGAGACUGUUUGCACGGCUUUAAAUUCAGCUAUAUUAGAAUCCAUGUACUACCCUAGACGUCCUCCUUUGGAUUAUUGUGUAGCUCAUGCCAAUGAACUACUCAAAGUCAUGGCUCAAGCUUCUUUGGGAGCUUGUGCUUUUGUUAAUAUCAACGAUGUGUUCCCAAAGAAUUGACCCGCGCAACUUUAGCUGAAAUCGGGCCUAAAAAUUCCCUCGACUGUUACUAUUUCCUCCUUAACCGAUUACAACUCCUGUUAUUCCUUCAUUACCAGCUCCUCUUAUCUUAAGGUCAAAUUACCACCAGUUAUCGCAAAUUUCACUACAAACUGUAACGCUUAUGACACAAAAUCUAAAUCAGCAACAACCAACCGUAAAAAUAAUACCGUCUCUACAUCCUCCAUCUUGUUUUAAUUGAGUUCAAUACAGAAACAAAAACCUACUAUUUUAAAAGAUUUCAUGCCGUUAAUUUCAACCCUAUUCUUAAAAAACAAAAGAAAUAUUUUUAUUAAAACAGAAACAUUUGGAAAAAACUUGUACAAUUUUUUUCUUGAACAACUCUAUAUUUAUAUAAAAUAAUCCAAAGUAUAGGAACGAUUUUCCAUGGUUUCUCUUAAAACACAUUAAUUUUUCAUUUAAAUAUUUUUAAAAUUAUUAACUUCGGUUUAAAAAAAAAGAUAUGUAGUCAAAUUUUUACUUCAGCUAUAAUCGUGUAUGCUACAAAGAAAGUUUUGCUUAUAUCUUAACUUUGUAUUGAAAAAAAUAAAUACAAAUUUUUUAAAUUUAAGAAAAAAGGCAAAUCUAUUAGCUUUUAAGCGCAUAUAUUUUUAGUGUAUUUUAAAUCAAUGAUUAUAUAAAAUAUUAACAACAACAGUAAUCAUAUUUAGAAAUGAAAUCAAUGCCAGCAGCAACCACAACAAAAAAUCUUGAAUUAAACUUAAAGUGUUGUUCGUGUGUAAUUAAUAAUUUAAAGUAAUUUUAAAAGAAAAUCAGUGGUAAUGAUUAAAAAAUGUAGAAUUUGCUUAUGUACCAUAAGGUGCAUUAAUUACAAUUACGGAAGUGUAAUCAAUAUAAAUUAGCUUAAAUUGAUGUCUUUUACAAAUAUUA